Messenger RNA from Astrephomene gubernaculifera, 978 nucleotides. The record is from the annotation of a GenBank genome assembly. Lineage: Eukaryota; Viridiplantae; Chlorophyta; Chlorophyceae; Chlamydomonadales; Astrephomenaceae.
CAAACCCGUUCAAUAUCUGCAGAGUAAUUGCUGCUUGGUCGCGCGCGAUGUAAUAUUAAGCUCGGCAGUUGAACUUGCUGAAGGCCAUAAUAAAUCUGGCGCUCCAGCACUAUACAAACAUACUGUGUGCAAAUAAUAGCGAUGUCUGACUAGGUACCAUCAACGACGCAUCGCGCAACAUGGAGCAUGCUGGGAACCCUGCGGAAGGGCCGCACGGCCUCAGUGAAGUGGAUCUUACUGCAGAUGGCGCGACCCAUGCGGGCCAAGCAGAAGCGCUGGCGCUGUCCUCACCGCUCCUGCUUCCUUACGAACGACAACUUGUGGAAGACGCCCUCCAGGAUGACUGCCUCAUCAUCACCGCCGCCGGUCUGGGCUGGCAGCGCAUCGCCGCAGUGCUCCUCCGCAUCACCCAGCGAGCCCUGCUGGCGGAGUGGAGGCAGCAGCAGCAGCAGCAGCAACAGGAGGAGCGACACCAACAAGCAGCUGGAGCAGCAGCAGCUGCUGCUGCUGCUGUUACCUUACCUCCUGCCAAUCCCUCCAGCAACACAAGCAACAACAUCCCAAACAACGGCGGUGCUAACGCUGCUAACAGCAAUAACAUCGGCGGUGGCGGAAGCGGCGGAAACGGUGGAAGCGGAAGCAAUGCAAACAACAGCGUAGGAGGCGGUGGCUGUGUCCUGGUGCUGGGUGCCUCCCCCUGGCAACGCGCCCUCCUCACCUCCGAACUAGCCCGACACGAUCCCUCCCUGCUGCCACCACUCGACAUCACAAACGAAGUUCCCGCCCUGGAACGCAUUCAGCUCUACCGCUCGCGACCCGCGGGUCGGCCGCUUUUCAUUACCUCCCGCAUCCUGGUAGUGGAUUUGCUGGCGGGGCGGUUGCGGGGACGUCACGUGGCUGGGGUGUUGUUGCUGAAUGCACAUCGCGCGAGUGACACAAGCGGGGAGGGGUUUGCGGUGGCGUUGUUGCGUGGGGAGG